AUGUCAUUCGAUCCAAGGUGCACACCCGAAACUUGGUUGGAGCCACCGUUUUAUCCCCAUGGCAAGCAAGUACUUAACAAGGAUUCAGCGUAUCUAUCAGAGCUUCUCGAAAGCUACCGGAUUCGUACGUGUCGAGUGCUAUCGGUUGAUGAAGGACAUGUGAAGGUUGAGAUGGAAGUUACGAAUGAGAUGCUGAAUCCACCAGGUACAAUGCAUGGAGGAUGUACGGCCACCCUGGUUGAUAUUGUCACCACGACGGCUCUAAUGGCCACCGAAAGAGCGAAACCUGGCGUAUCGAUUGAUUUGACAGUCUCAUAUAUGGCUGCUGCAAACCCAGGCGAUACGAUUGUAAUUGACGGU
Messenger RNA from Anisakis simplex (herring worm), 360 nucleotides. NCBI's taxonomy places the organism in Eukaryota, Metazoa, Nematoda, Chromadorea, Rhabditida, Anisakidae. The record is from the annotation of a GenBank genome assembly.